AUGGCAGCAGCGGCAGAAGCAGUGGGAUCAAAAAGUGGGACUUUCACGCUUGCUACCUCUGUUACGCCCACACCCGCUCCUCGUGCUCGCCUACCUAGCGGCACAGCACAUGCGGAUGCAGAUGACCUUGCAGAUGACCUUGCUGCUGACUUUAGCGAUUUGGACCUUGAGGACAGUUCUCCGAUCACGUUAGGCUUGUCUGAUGCAGGCACCGACUCUAUCAACGAGCUUGAGCAAACGUCUUCCCUUACAGGAGAAAUCGCUCGUAUGGUCCCCGCGGUUAAAGAUGAGCAGAUUGUCAACAUGGCUCUUAUCUUGUUUCUAGAUGCACUAGCCAUUCAUUGCGAGGAUGUUAACGGUGGCUGGUCCGCACAUCGCCACCCGUUCGUAUUCAAGGACAAAGACAGGACCAAAAUAUACGAGGCCAGGGUCGACGGCUGCUUAACCAACUGA
Molecule: messenger RNA, 453 nt
Organism: Grosmannia clavigera kw1407
Lineage: Eukaryota; Fungi; Ascomycota; Sordariomycetes; Ophiostomatales; Ophiostomataceae
Exons: 1
Coding region: 1-453 (150 amino acids)
Source: RefSeq, a predicted model, not a curated record